Durio zibethinus is the source of this 1702-nucleotide messenger RNA. The record is from RefSeq and is a predicted model, not a curated record. NCBI's taxonomy places the organism in Eukaryota, Viridiplantae, Streptophyta, Magnoliopsida, Malvales, Malvaceae.
AGCCGCCAAAUAAAAUGACAAAAACCUUGAAAGAGCUCGUUGCCUGCGGAGCCCUCAAGUAAUCAAGUUGCAAAGAGUUUUACCUCCAAAAUUUCUUGCAUGUCAACACCCAUACGCGCCUCCUUUACACUCCAGCUUGCUAGCUAUAGAUGUCUUGAACAAGUUGGAAGGUCCCAACCAGGACACAAGAUAAAACAUGGACAAUCUUUUUCACUUUGCGUAGUACCAACUUGAAACUCCCCUUAAAGGUCCCCAUUUUUGCCUUAUUAAUGAUCAAGGAUAUGAUCAUCCAAUUUCCAGCGCAUAACUUUGGGAUGAAAACCGUGUGCAGAAAUAUCAAAGAUCCUCUCUCCAAGCACAGUGGACAAAUCAAAACAACAACAAAUUUCAGGUCAGUCCCACAAUAGAAAGUGAAGGGUGCAUGUCAAUUUCCAGGGCCAUCGCAAGAGGAAGGGGGGAGGGGGGAACUUGAAUAUUUUCUUGCCUGUAUAAAUAUCCUCAAAUACUCCCACUUCUAACUUCAUAUUCUUUCAUAAAUUCCUGAGGACUCUAACAAAAAUGGCCACGCUGGAAGAAUCAACAAAACUUGAGUUCAUUCGAGAGCACCUUCUCGGAGACUUUGCCUCCACAGAUGCUUUCAUAACUGGCCUUGAUUUUGGUCUGUCUCAGCUACAACCCAUCAUCAAACCCGAAAACCAAAUUCCCCAACUAGAACAUGACUCUCCCAUGUCCGACCCAAAUUACCAAAUCCCUGAAAUCUUUAGCUAUGAGGUAAAACCUGAAGUUCUUGACUUGGAAUCUCCAAGUUCCAUCAUUAUUUCAGGGUCAAAAAUGGAGCCAAAGGUGUCACUUUGUGAAGAGAGAAGGCAUUACAGAGGGGUCCGGAGAAGGCCAUGGGGCAAGUUUGCUGCAGAGAUCCGAGAUCCAAGCAGGAAGGGGAGCCGGAUCUGGUUAGGUACUUUUGACAGUGAUGUUGACGCUGCCAAGGCUUAUGAUUGUGCAGCAUUUAGAAUGAGGGGUCACAAAGCAAUAUUAAAUUUUCCACUAGAAGCUGGAAAGGCUAGCCCACCAGUCACUACGAGCAGGAAAAGGAGAAGUAAGAGAAUUCAGUUACCGGAAAGUCCUUAGCUGGCUUGGGAGGUAAAGGAAGAAGACGGUGAGCUUGAUGAUCUGAAUCAACUGUCACCAUUAACUAGAAAACAUGUUAUAGUGACAUGUUAGAUAACGUGAAUAAGGAUAAGUUGUAAAGUAAGGCCUAUGAUUAAUGUCCAAAUCACAUCAACUAUAAAUGCACUAUGAAAAUAAGUACUAGUUAGUAUCUAAGUUUUUGUUCCUUGCAAGUUAUUUAGAGUUUGAUUUAUAAUCAUCAAGAUUGUAAAUUCGAGUGACAUAUCUUAAAUUAGAGUUGUAUAGGUUUCUUUUUAUGUUUUCAGGAUGGAAUAAUGCUGCAAUUAAGACCAAAGACCCUGUUGUACAUAAAUUGUAUAUAAAAUUGCAGUUGAAAUUUUGUGGAGAGGAAUGUGGCACAAUGUUGUUCUCGGAGUCUCAACUUGUCUUGCCGUACGUUUUUUUUUGUUUUGUUUUUUCUUUCAUUGUUUUUAGGGGAAGGUGGGGUUGAAGAAAUUUAUUUUCUUUUGUAGGAAUAUUGUCAAUGCCUGAAAGUGCCGUCAAUGGAUGCUAGUGCUACAAAAUGAUGUCAGGA